This is a messenger RNA of Papaver somniferum (opium poppy), 3139 nucleotides long. RefSeq lists its product as uncharacterized. Gene Ontology annotation, molecular function: RNA polymerase I core promoter sequence-specific DNA binding. Gene Ontology annotation, cellular component: fibrillar center. Gene Ontology annotation, biological process: transcription by RNA polymerase I. The record is from RefSeq and is a predicted model, not a curated record. Lineage: Eukaryota; Viridiplantae; Streptophyta; Magnoliopsida; Ranunculales; Papaveraceae. The coding region runs from base 541 to 2082 and encodes 513 amino acids. The transcript has 2 exons.
AACUGAAUCAACUCCCAACUUAAAUAGAACGAGUGUUCUCUUGUACUCCACUCUCGCACUCUCCUUUUCCUCUUUUGUUUUUACAAAAAACCUAGAUUCAGUACAAGCUUCUUCUUGAAAAAAAAUUAGUUGGAGAAGGUUAUUAUAUCAUCAAGAUUCAAGAUCAGGUUGAUCUUUCUAACUCAUCAUGGAUUUCUCUGAAGGAUAUAAAGCGCACUUCCCCAUCGGCUCUGUCCUUUGUCCGCCUCUUCUUUUACCUGAAUCUGUAGUAAAAUCUACAGUCGGUCCGCUUCUAUUUAGCCCUUCUACUGGAACCCGAAGAACAGUAUCUCCAUCUCCAUCUACUACUCAAGUUAAGUCUGAUGAUUUCUCUGCUAACAACAAUCUCGGUUUUAUCAAAUGCCCUGACAAUGAUUGGUUUUCUUCCCUACUGGGGAUAAACUCCAGACACUCGGGUAUGCUAAAUUGUCCCUAAAAGUAGAUGGAGAACCACCAAUCUAUGGUAAAUCAGAAUGUGAGUUUGGAGGAAUUGUUAAGAUUAUGGUUAAUUCAGUUUGGAAGCCUGCUGAUUUUGUUUCUCAUAAGUAUCUUCCACCACCACCUUCUGUUGUUACUCUAGGUUAUUUGUCAGCUUGUACAACCCACUCUGUCCAUUGGUUUAAGAUUGACUGGGAUCGUAAACAACAUCAACAUGUAUUGGUUAACUUGGGUUCCGAGCAGUUCUCUGCUUCUGUUCUUCAUGCUUGUUGGGGUCCACUUAUGAAUUAUCAAAGUCUUGUUUUGUUAGAUAGUGGUGAACUGAUCUUAUUUGAUUGGGGUCCCGAACCUGAAAGAACUAGUUUAGAUGUUGAAUGGAAGGAUUCAGAUUCGGGUACAUUAACUUCAGAUACAAGAUGGUUGAGUUGUGAAUUUGGUUCGCAUCCUCUGCUUUUUUUUAUUGCUUGUUCAGAUGUUGUUUACCAAGUCGAUGGGAGGUUUCAUGACAAGUAUAUUGCAAGCGUUCUAGCAAAGAUUGAGUUGUUUGCUGACACACACGAGCCUGACGAAUUCAUUGCAUUUUGUAGAGCCGGUUCUGGAGGUUUAAAUUUCUGUAUAGCAAGUAAAUAUGGCAUAUAUCUCAUAGACACCAGAAAGCCACUAUCUACUGUGUUACAAUGGAUUCACAAUCUUGAUGAUAAACCAAGUUAUAUGCAGGUGUUCGAACUUUCUGAAUUAAGGUCCAAGGCAGAUCGUGACAAAUAUCAAUGGGCCACUCAAUCUGGUUUUGUCAUUUUGCUGGGGUCAUUUUUGGAUGAUGACUUUAGUUUUUUCUUCUAUGGGCCUCCUGUGCCAGCUCCACCUAAAUCAGUGGCUUCUAAAGUUGCAGAUUUAUGCCACACCUUAUAUGCAUGGGGGCAUUCUGCGUAUCUAUCUUUGUCCGGUUCCCGAUGCUAUAGUGGUGAUUGCCUCAUACAAGAGAAGUUAUCACAUGCAAGGCGUCCUAAGAGAAAAAUCACGGGCUUCUGCGUCAUCACUGAAGAUCUCUUAAACAUCCAUCUUGAACGUGGUGUUGGCUGCAGUUUUGGACUCAUUAGGUUGUUGCCCUCUGGGAAGAUUGAGUCACAGAUGUACAAUGCUUCUUGGGAGUUUGACGAACCAUCUGCAAUAGAGCAUUUGGAACCAGCCGAAUCACCGGAUGAAGACUUUUGUAUGGAUCAUACUUGUAAGAAAAAAAAGUAUUUGGAACUAGAUUAUUUCCUUUCUUAUUUACAUGGUGAUCUUCUUGCAAAAGUCAUGAAGGAGGGUGCUGGUUGUUCGCAGUCAUGUACUCAUGAAAGGUACAAAUAUUUGCACGACCAUUUGAAGGCUGCUAGUGUUGAUCAAAUUGGUUCACUGCCUGAUAUUGUUAAGAUUUUAACUUCUGUUAGUGUUCCAAUGAGCAUAAAUGAGAUUGCUGUAAGUAGAAUGUGGACUGGCCUAUCCAUCAGUGCUUUACAGCUAGGGUUUUCUUCUUAUCCAGAACUCCCCCAUGGACUUCUUACAUAUUCCGAAGUCUCCCCAGCUGCCACCAUUUUUAUUGAGGAAGCCUUCGAGAAGAUAUAAGGAGUCCCAAGAAGUGAAACCUGGAGAUGAUCUUUUGGGACCAGUGCUUCCUCUUCCGGUUCUAGUCAAUCUUCGUAAGGUAGAAAAGGAGAUGGGCACAUCAGCUGCGGACAAAAAUGAAGAAAAUGAAUUUUUAUUAACUCACCAAUGAAAUGAGAUCAUGAGAGUGGCCAACAUUAUGGGUUUGCCAGGCUCUUCAGCUGAGUUACCGGACUCCCAUGCUGUUUCUCUUGAUGAUGACAUGGACGAAAACUCUAGUGUUUUCCAUGAUAAAGUCAUUGGUCUUUUAUAAACCAACAUCAUUCCCUAGUGAGAACCGCCACUCUGUGGAACAGCCUGUUUCAGAAGAUACCUGUGCGACAUCCAUCAUGAAAGCGAACAAAUCUGAUUUAGAAAUGUUUGAUGAUCUGUGCCCAAUUGAGUUGAAGUUUGAUGAUUCUCCUUCUAGAAACUUUGGGAUGGAGGAGUUGGAGGCACUCAAGUUGUUGAAGAGACGAAUUUCCUCAUGGCAGCGAAAGUAUAAGCCCUAUCAGGCUUUAGUUGGACGUCAAGCGUAAAAGAUGAUAACACUCUUUAGCUAUCCAGGUAGAAAAAUUGGUCACAAGCAACUCUACACUAUUUAGCUGUAUUAGUUGCACAUUUGUUUAGUAAAUUUGGUUUCAUCCAAUUCUUUCCUGGGUAGGCACACACUAGAUCCUCACUUGUCAUUCUAACUAUAUAUAUAUAUGCUUUUUGAUUGAACAUUAUUCCCAUGGAAUUCAUCUCUCUAAUAGUUUGAUUCGCGGUGGAAUGAUGAGUUUUUUUUUUGUUUUUUUUUUUCUUUUGCGUCUUUGUAUAUGUGGGUGUGUGCCUGAUUCUAGUUGAACCAUUUGUGGUUCACUCUUGGAAAAAAAAAUUAUUUGAUUAUUUUUGUUGCUCUGUGGAAGGAUGACAUAUUUUAUCAUCAGAUGAUGAAAUAGAUUCAUAUCAUUUCAUCAAUGCUAUGGUCCUUGCAGAGGGAUAACAACAUGUGCUAAAUGCCCACCAUUUUUAAUAUAAAUUACCUGACUACCCCUUA